AUGGAGGCAAAUAAGAUGGUGGAGAAUCUCAACCAACUCCCGGUACCCAUUAGACUGACGGCACAUAUCAGUCCUGAAAAAGUCCAAUAUCUAGAUGUGGAGUUAACUGUUGGCAUUAACAAGAUAGAGUAUAGUCUGUACACUAAGAUGAUGGAUAGAAACACUCUACUACAUGCAAACAGUGCUCAUCCACAAUCACUGAUAAAGUCACUCCCAAAAGCGCAGUACUUAAGGGUGAUGAAAAACAACUCUGAUGAGACCAUUAAAGAAAGACAACUAUCAGAAAUGACAGAAAAAUUCUGGCGUUGA
Pelobates cultripes (western spadefoot toad) is the source of this 309-nucleotide messenger RNA. Lineage: Eukaryota; Metazoa; Chordata; Amphibia; Anura; Pelobatidae. The record is from the annotation of a GenBank genome assembly.